Paramecium sonneborni is the source of this 13773-nucleotide messenger RNA. NCBI's taxonomy places the organism in Eukaryota, Ciliophora, Oligohymenophorea, Peniculida, Parameciidae. The record is from the annotation of a GenBank genome assembly.
AUGAUAUUCUUCAAUUCAUUAACAAAAAAAGGAAAAUAUUUUGGAAGAAAGAAAAUCUUGGCAACAAAUUUAAAUCAAAGUUAAAAGAGCUUAAAUACUAUUGCUUCCAACCUUCGAGGAGGAGGAUGUGGAGUAUCAAAAACAAAAAAUCAAAUAAGCGAAGCAAUUUUACUACUUCCUAGAAACUAUUAUUAGAAAAUGAAAUAAAAUUGUAAUGUCCUCUUAGAAAAGAGUGAGUAGCUUUUAGAUAAUUUUUCAAGAAAUGAAAUAAUGAUGUCAUUAUAAUGGUUUCAACAUAAUCGUCAUUGGAUUUGUGAAAUUUGUAAGAAUGACAAUUUGAUUGUGAAACUUUUUGAUUCAGCUCAAAAUAGUUUUAAAUAACUUCUAUCUGUCGUAUAAGUUUAUUUAAAGGGAUCAGGAUGCAUUUGUUAUUUUGUUUUAGAGGUUUGUAAUGAUUUAUUAUUGAUCAUUUAUACCUAUUUGUUAAAUAAUGAUAAUCGUUUUAUAUCUGUUGGAUUACAUAGUGAAUUGUUGGAAAUAGUGGAUUAAAUUAAAUAAGAUCUAGAAGUGCAUAAAAAUUUUUGGACAAAUGGGUUAAAUUUCUAACUAACAAUGAUAAAAAUAGCCUUAAUGAAUAGUAGAACAGAUUCAAAAGAACAACAAGAAAAAUUAAUUAAGAUUGCAACAACUGGUAUAUCUUCAUUAUUAUCACUCUCAAUUAGUGAAGAUUUUACGAAUGCCUUGUUUGAUUUUGCGAAAUAUUUUUUAAAUGAAAAAUACAAUGAAUUGUAGUUCCCUAUAUAAACUUAUCAGAUUUAUUAUUUCUUCUUUCUGUUGAAAGGGAGCAUAAUUAAAAACAUUUAAUGCAAAAAGCCUAUAAAUGAUUUAAUAGCAAGUCUUUAGAUUGGGUAUGAAUAGUAUGUAAAAAACUCAGAUAAUUGGAUUGUGCAUUUUUGUUGGAUAAAUUCUUUUUCUGAUUUGAUUUCACAUAGAUUAAUCAUAUCAAAAACUGAAUCUUUUAAAGGAAUAGAUAUUAUUAAACAAAAAUAAUUAUGGAACCAAUUGAUAACAUAAAAUUUUAUUUAAGUUUUAUCCUAUGAUAAAUCACUUGCAUUAGUGAAUAAUAAUAUUUCAUCUUAAUAAAUUGAUUAAGAAUCAGUAUAAAUUUUAAAUAAUUUUGGAUUUUCAAAAUUAAUAUUAUUACAAUAAGUACUUUUAAGUCAAAAAUUUUGCAAUAAACAAAAUUUUUUUUAAUUUUAUAAUGAUUUUAAAUUUGGAAAAUAAAAUUCGUCACAGGAAAAUACAGGUUAGCAAAAUUAAAUAUUGGAAGUUGAUGAAUAAAUGAAAAAACUUUAACUUAUAAAUCCGCUUUUAAAAGGCUUCUUGGAAGCAAUAAAAGAAUAAUAGUUAGGUUUUACAAAUUCAUUUAUUUUACUGAUAGAGUACGAAAAUUAAAAUUUUUUGGAAUAUCAAUUAAAUAUUGAUAAAUUCAAAGAAUCAAAAUAAGAGUUAAAUCAAACUCUAGUAAAAUUUUCGUAUUUGCUAUUUGAAAUAGAUUUUAUUAUCAAAAUUGAAAAAAAGAGAAUAGAUAUUUGUCAAGAUUAUUUAUUUAAAUUAUUGAUUAAAGAUAAAAAUAAAUAAAAAGAUAUGAUAUAAGAAAAUGCAAGAGAAAUAGACAGCAUUUAAUAGGAUUGGAUUAGCUACCUAAAAAAUAUUCCUGCACAUUUUAUUGAAACAUUUUGCUAAAUGAUUAGAUUUGAGAGAAUAAUUUAAAAUUCAUCCUCUUCUAAUAAAAAUUAACUUGAAUAAAUUAAAAUAUAAAUUCAGGAUGAUUAAAAAACUUCAUUUUUACACAAGGCUUCAAUCAUUUUAGAAAAGUUUAUAGAAAAGCUAAAUGUUUAGCAAUUAAAACUAUAAAACUUUUGGAAAAUAAAUAGUAAAUUUGUAAUGGAACAAAAUGAAAUAGAAAUUGAUCAAAAAAUAAUUGAUUUUAUUUUACAACUUAUUCAUUUAGAUACAAUAUAAUUUAUAAAUCUUGAAGAUAUAAUAAUAUUUUCAACAAAUUUGAAGAAAUAGUUGAAUACAUUGGAAGAUUUAUAAAUUUUUGAUGAGAAGAUUUAAAACAAUAUCAAAAUAAUUCGAAUAUACAAAGCUUAACUUAUUCAUAAAGUUUAUAUUUUUUCUAGAUUAGAGUUCAAUUUGAAAUUAAAAAUAAAUGAAACUUAAAAUAGUAGCACACAGAUUGAUUUAUAAACCAAUAGUUCAUCAUUAAAUUUAAAAAAUUUAAUUGAACAAUAAUAAAUUGAAAUUCUUAAAUUAUUAGAAGAUUAUUCUAAAGAUAAAACAGUUAUUGAAAAACUUUUCCAUAUUGCUAUAACAACAAGAGAUUAAAUUAUAAAAAGAUUUAGUCAAAAAUAGAAUGAAUAAGUAAAUUUAGCAUUACUUUUUUAAAUUUAACUUUAUAAUUUUCUUUAUAAAUUUAAAUUGUCCUCUCAAAAUGAUAUUAAUUAAUUAAAACAAGAGAUAGUGGAAUGUUACAAUUAAUUUAAAAAAGGAAAAUAGAAUUAAUUUGAUCAAAAAGAGCUUUCGUAGGAAAAAUAAAAUUUCUAUGAUGAAGAUCUCAAGGAAUUUUAAAAAUUGCUGUUAUAAUAAAUAAAAGAAUGGAAUUAAUAAAUAGAAAAAAUAUCAAAUUUGUUAAAAAAAUUAGAAGUGGUAUCUCAAUUUGUUGAUUCAAAUUUUUUAGGUUUAAUAUAUUAAAAAGAACAAACUUUUAAUAAAAUUUUAGAUAAUUUUAAUGAAAUAAUUCAGGAACUAAUAAUUUAAUAAGAGUUACAUAAAAUUUUUGAGGAAUUUAUAAUGGAUAUUUAAAAUAAAAGUAAAACUUAAAUUUUUGAAUUAAAAUUGAAAAAAAUAUUCUAGCCAAAUGAUUUUGCUACUAUAUUUUGUUACGAUUAUGUAUCUCCUGACUAAAAUUUAGAGACUGAAAAAGAUUAUUAAGAAAUAUUAGAUAGCUUAGGAUAAGAUUUAAUUGUAAACAGAAAAUUUUAUGAUUUGAGUAAGGAUUAUAUUGUUAGAGAAUGCUUAUUAUUUAAUUUAAUCAAAAUUUAAUCUUAAGUUCAUGAAAAAGAAUUAAAAUAAAUUUGUUAAGAAUAAAUAAAAUAAAUAUGGAUAAUAGAAAAAGAUUAAAGUGUAAGAGCUUUACUUAAAAAUAAAGAAAUGGUGGAAAUGUAAAAAAUAUUAUUUUCUCAUGAUCUUAAAUCAUUUUCUACAAGUAUUAAAGAGGAAAUGAAUUAAAAAUUAAAAGAUAUGAAAGCUAUUGAGUAAUAAAUUCGUUUUGAGGGUAAUUAAUCUAAUAAGGAAAUGUUAGAGAAACAAUUAACAAUAAAAUAUGAGGAAUUUGAUGAGUAUUUAAAUAAUAUAUCAGAUAUGUCUUAGUAAUUAGAUAUAACUUUGAUUUUUCUUAAAGAAAUGUAUAAAAAUCUUAAUUUAAUAAAACAAAAAAUAGAUGAUCUUUAAGAAUCAAUAAAUAGCAUUGGUAAUGAUGUGAGAAAGCUGAGAGGAAAGACGUAUUUAGAAUUAUUUAAAAUUAGAAAAGAAAAAGUCCUAAAAUAAUCUUAUCUUUUUGAUCUUGAUUCAAUAUNAGAGAUAGUGGAAUGUUACAAUUAAUUUAAAAAAGGAAAAUAGAAUUAAUUUGAUCAAAAAGAGCUUUCGUAGGAAAAAUAAAAUUUCUAUGAUGAAGAUCUCAAGGAAUUUUAAAAAUUGCUGUUAUAAUAAAUAAAAGAAUGGAAUUAAUAAAUAGAAAAAAUAUCAAAUUUGUUAAAAAAAUUAGAAGUGGUAUCUCAAUUUGUUGAUUCAAAUUUUUUAGGUUUAAUAUAUUAAAAAGAACAAACUUUUAAUAAAAUUUUAGAUAAUUUUAAUGAAAUAAUUCAGGAACUAAUAAUUUAAUAAGAGUUACAUAAAAUUUUUGAGGAAUUUAUAAUGGAUAUUUAAAAUAAAAGUAAAACUUAAAUUUUUGAAUUAAAAUUGAAAAAAAUAUUCUAGCCAAAUGAUUUUGCUACUAUAUUUUGUUACGAUUAUGUAUCUCCUGACUAAAAUUUAGAGACUGAAAAAGAUUAUUAAGAAAUAUUAGAUAGCUUAGGAUAAGAUUUAAUUGUAAACAGAAAAUUUUAUGAUUUGAGUAAGGAUUAUAUUGUUAGAGAAUGCUUAUUAUUUAAUUUAAUCAAAAUUUAAUCUUAAGUUCAUGAAAAAGAAUUAAAAUAAAUUUGUUAAGAAUAAAUAAAAUAAAUAUGGAUAAUAGAAAAAGAUUAAAGUGUAAGAGCUUUACUUAAAAAUAAAGAAAUGGUGGAAAUGUAAAAAAUAUUAUUUUCUCAUGAUCUUAAAUCAUUUUCUACAAGUAUUAAAGAGGAAAUGAAUUAAAAAUUAAAAGAUAUGAAAGCUAUUGAGUAAUAAAUUCGUUUUGAGGGUAAUUAAUCUAAUAAGGAAAUGUUAGAGAAACAAUUAACAAUAAAAUAUGAGGAAUUUGAUGAGUAUUUAAAUAAUAUAUCAGAUAUGUCUUAGUAAUUAGAUAUAACUUUGAUUUUUCUUAAAGAAAUGUAUAAAAAUCUUAAUUUAAUAAAACAAAAAAUAGAUGAUCUUUAAGAAUCAAUAAAUAGCAUUGGUAAUGAUGUGAGAAAGCUGAGAGGAAAGACGUAUUUAGAAUUAUUUAAAAUUAGAAAAGAAAAAGUCCUAAAAUAAUCUUAUCUUUUUGAUCUUGAUUCAAUAUACAUUCCUUUGAAAACAAAAGAAAUCAAUCCAAUUACAGGAUAAAAUUAAGAAACCAAUUCAGGUUCUUCAUUUUCUAAUUUACUUGUAGAUGGAAUAAAAUAAAACAUUUAAGAUGAGGAAAAAACAGAAGGAGAAGUUAAUUAAUUUAUCUAUGAAGAAGGAAAUAAAGAUGUUAUGUUAAUAAAAGGUUAAGCAGGAUCUGGUAAAAGCAGAGCUGCUAGAAAAAUUGAAUAAUAUUUAUGGGAAUAAAAUAAGGAUGAAAAAGAUUGGAUUCCAUUAUAUAUAUCCUUACCUUAAUUAAAAAAUCCAAAAUUUAAUUUACUAGAUUAAGCACUUGAAUCUGAAAAUUAUGGAUUUGAUAAAUUCUAGUUGAAAGAUUUUAAAGAAGCUAUAUAAAAUUAAAAAAUUAGAAUAGUAAUGAUUCUCGAUAGCUAUGAUGAGAUGAAAUAAGAUUGCAUUUAAUCUAAUUUAAUAUCAACCAAUAGAUUUAUAUAAGAUUUUGCUCUAAGUUCAAAAAAUGAAAUAAGAUAUGUUAAAUUUGUAAUAACUUCAAGAUUAGAAAUUUUGACUAGUUUAGGAUAUUAAACAUGGUUUUUGGGAGAAAGUAUACAUUCUUUUAAAGAGGUAGAAAUUCUGAAUUUCAAUUAAGAUUAAAGUGAAAGUUAUCUUUACAACUAUGUUAAAUUGAGUAUUAAAAGACGAAUUAAAUAUUUAUAUGAUUUAGUUAAAUAAAUAAAAUAAGAGUAAUUUGAAGUUUUAGAAUUUCUAGAAAUUUGGAAGAAAAUAAACGAUUAGAUUUUAAAUAAAGGCAAAGAUGUAGAUGAUGAUAGUAGUUAAUUACUUUAUGAUAGUGAAAUAGAAAAUAUUUUAUAGCUAUUAAAAAAAUGUUCAGCAUUUCAAUUUGUAUAAGAAGAUUAAUUAAUUAUUUUAAAAAAAGAACUUAAAGCUUUAUGGAGUGUUAAUUUAUAUAAAUAAACUAUUUAAAAUUUAAAAAUUUAACAUUUUUUACAAACACCAUUUAUGCUAGAGAUAGUGGUACAGACACUUCCAAGUCUUUCUAAAAAAUAUAAAGGUUCUAAUGAUAUUAAAGAAAUUUUUUAGAAAAACUUCCUAUUAUUAAAAAAAUAAGAUAAUCUUUCAAAAAAGCAAUUGAAAAAAUAUUCUUUUAAAAACAAAAUAAAAGAAGAGAUUUAAAUAACAUAAUAACAAAUUUAAAAAGAAUAAUUAGAAAUUGAAGAAGAGAAUCAAUAAAAUUUGAAAAGUCUCUAACUAAUUCUUGAACAAUUAGAGGAUUAGCGAUUUUUUGAGAGUUAUUCAAUUACAGAUAUAAAAAUAGCUGAAAACUAAAUAAAAAAUUUAAAACAGAAUGAUGAUUUGAAAUUUAUUAUACCAGCAUUAUAGAUGUAGAUAUUUACAGUUUAUGAGUUUUAUUAGAAUUUUAUAGAAUUUUAUCAUGAUUAAUAGAUUUAGAAGCUAAGAUAAUUAGGAAAAGUUGAGAAUAUUGAUAGUUUUACAAUAGAUAUUAUUUAGUUUUCAGAAUCUUUAGCUUUGGAAAUGACAAUGAAAUAAUUAACAUAAGUUAAUUAUUAAUAAAAAGGUAGAUUGAAAUUAAAAAAUCAUUAUUUUGAUAAAAAUGAUGAAGAUAAUUGGAAAAUGUAAUAUUUUGAUAAUUUAGAAGAUGAUUAUGUAAAAUUAGUUCGAAGUUCUGCAUUGAUUACUUUGAAAGGCAAUAGCUAUUCAUUUAAUCAUAAAUCUUUAUAAGAAUUUUAUGUAGCUAAACACAUAAACAAUUUAAUUGAAAAACUUGAAUUAAGAAAUAAUAAUUUGAGUGAUGAAAGUAAGAUUUAUUUUUAGAAAUCCAUUUUUAAUGAGAAUUAAUUUAAUAUCUCUUAAGAAAAUUAUGCUGGAACUUUAAGUAUCUUAAAACAAAAACUAAAAAUUGAUAAUGAUAUAAAUAAUAAAUUAAUUUCUAUGGCUAAAUUAGGAAACAAUAAGUCAUUUAAAAAUGCUUCAUCAAAUAGUUUUUGUUUAUUAAGUCAUUUAUAAAUUUAUUUAGGAGAGCAAGAUUUUUCAGAAAUAGAAAUAGAAAAAACAACUCUUAGAGGAUUAUCUUUUUAUAAAAGUAAUUUUAAGAAUUCAAUUCUUAAAGAUGUUUUUAUUGAUUCUUGUUUAUUUGAUGAAGCUGAUUUGGAAAAUGCAAAAUGGAUGAAUGUAAUAUGUUCAGAAAAACCGACUUUAAAAGGGCACAAAGGUAACAUUACUAUAAUUUAAUAUUUGAAUAAUAAUAAAUAUAUAAUAACUGGAGAUUCUGAAAAAAUUGUUAUAUUUUGGGAUGUUAAUACAUAUGAUAAAGUAAAAGAAAUUAAUGAUAUUUCUGGUGUACCUAAAUUAAUAGCCUUAUUAGCUGAUGAUUCAAUGUUAUUUAUAGCUGAGGAUACAAAUAUAAUUGAAUCUUGGUUAAUAAAUGAUAUAAAUAAUAUUAGGAAAUCAGAACAUAUUAUUCAUAAAAAUAUUAGUAUAAUAUAAUUACAAAUAUAUUAAAAUGAAAAUUAAUUAAUGGUUAUUGAUUCAAAUGGUAUACUUUAAUGUUGGGAUAUUAAUUUGAUUAAAAUGUAUUCUAACCAAAAAGAUGGGUUUAUUCUAUAAUGCUCUACAAAAAUUAAGUUUAUAGAAUUUUUUUCAAAUGGUAAUAUGUUGGCAUCAGGUACUGAAAAUUAACAAAUUAUACUUUGGAAUGUAGAAUAAUAAAAUAAAAUAGCUGUUAUAAAUGUAUUAUUUCCGAUUAACUAAUUAGCAAUAAAUAAAUCAUCUUCAUUUCUCUAUUGUAUUUCUGAUCAGUAAAAUUUAGCUAUUUGGAACAUUUAAAAUAUUCAUUAACCUGAAUUAAUUUUAAAUUCCACUAAAUAUGAUAUUUAAAAUAUAUUAUUAACUCCUGAUGAUAAAGCAAUAAUAUAUUGUAGUCAUUUUGAUUUAUUAAUGUAAAAUACUAAUGAUAUCUGCAAUUAAGAAGAAUAUUAUUAAAUAAAUAAUUGCACUUGUAUUGCUUUUUCUCCAGAUAAUAAUUUAGUUGCUUCGGUAAUUAAUGAAUAAUUAUUAUUAUGGGAUUUAUAGACAUAAAUAAUAAUAAACUAUAUAGAACAUAAUGAUUCAAUAAUAUUAAGUUUAAUAUUUAUUUGUAAAGGAUAAAAAUUAUUAAGUGGACAUUAUCCUCGUAUUUUAAAACUUUGGUCAAUAGAGAAAUGUGAAUUAAUUACUAUUAUUUAUGAUUGUAAUUUUGAAAGUUAUAAAUUUUCUGUAUCCUAUAAUUCUGAUUUGAUAACUUUACCUUAUUAUGAUGAAAAAGAAUAAAUAGCAAUAAAAAAGUUAAAUCCAAUUAAAUCUAAAAAUUUAGAUAUAAGCUUAGAAAAUAGUACAUGUUAAUCUGUUUCAUUUGAUGAUUAAUUUAUUCUAUCAUAUAGUAUUAUUCUGAAUAUUAAAAAUGAAGAACCUAUUUAAUUUGAAAACCAUGAGAAUCAAUUUCUUAUAGGUUAAUUUUCACAAUAUUCUCCUUUAUUUGCAAGUUUUAGUAAGGAUUAUAAAAUUCGAAUAUGGGCUUAUUCAGGAGUAAUCUUUAAUUAAUAAAUUGAAAGUAAAUUAGAUGAUAAAAUUUGUAAUCUGGCAUUUUCUUUUAAUGAUAAAUAUUUGGCUUUUGUAAUAGAAGGAAAUAAAUUUAUAUAUAUAUGGGAAUUUGGCUAAUAAAAAUGGUAUAAAUUAUAAGAAUCUAUAGAUAUUAAUUCAGAUAUCUGUUUCUCUUUUGAUAAUUAAAAAUUAGUAUUUUAUAACAAUAAUGAAAUAAAAAUUUGGACAUUCUCCUCUGAUAACCUCGUCCUUAUGUUUAAAGAUGAUGAUUCAUCAAUAUAAGCUAUUGCUUCUUCACCUAUAUUAAAUUUAUUUGCUACAUCAUCCAACUUUAAAGAAUUGUAUAUUAAAUUUUGGGAUUUUGAAACUAGAUAAUUAUUACAUAAAAUAUCAAUAGAUAAAUAAAUAACUUUUUUAGUUUUCUCACAUGAUGGAAAUUAUUUUAUUAGUGCUGAAAAUAAAAUUAAAUUAUGGGAUUUAACUAAUUUUCCUUAAAUUAAGUUAAUAGCUCAUUCACAUCCUUAAUAAUUAGAUAUACAUCAUAUUUUUUUUUUGCAUAAAACCUAAGGAAUUAUAAUUUAACCCUGGAAUUAUUGUAUGAAUAUUCUUGAAUUUAGUGAUUUUGAAUAUUUAGGCCUUUUAGAAUAAUCAGAAGGAUUAAAUACAAAAUGUGAUUUUUCUGAUGAUUCUAAACAUAUUGUUGGUGGGAUAGAUUAAUAAGUUGUUAUAUGGAAUAUUCAAUUUAAUUAUGAGAUUGAAUUUAAAUUUAUAUUUUCAGAUAAAAUUAAAUCAGUCAAAUAUUGUUAAAAUUAAUCAAGACUUUUGAUAGCUUUAACCUCUGUAUUAUAUUUAUUGGAUAUAAAAUCAGAUAGUAGGAUUGAAAUAAGAUAAAAUUUUGAGAGUCUAGAAUUUGCUUCAACUUUUUUUGAUGAUCAAUACAUAUAUACAAUAUAACAAAAAUAAUUGAAGGUUUGGAAAUUGGCUCAUGAAGAUCAAGUAAGUUUGAUUGAUAUUUAUUAAAUUGAUAACAACUACGUUAUUUAAUAAAUAGGAAAAUAUAUGGCAACUUAUAACUAUUCUAAAAAAUCAAUGAUUAUAUACAAUAUCUAAUUAAAUAGCAAAUUUAAAUUCAUCAAUUAAUAACAUGAAUAUAUUGAUAGAAUAAAAAUAUCAAAUGAUUAAAGAUAUAUCUUAUAUGGGAACAAUAGCAAUUGCAUAUUAUUAGAUUUUGAAUCAAAUGUUAUUAUUGAGGAAUUUCAUUAAAUUGAUGUAAUAGAGUUUUGUCCUGAUAAUUGUAAUUUAAUUUUAAUAAGGAAUGAUGAAAUGAUAAUUUAAAAUAUCAAUGAUAAAAAUCUACAGAAAAAAUAUCGUUUUAACAAAAAAUAGUUUCCAUCAAUUUGCUUACUAUUUUCUAACAAUAAUAAGAAUUUAAUUUUAGCAAGUUAAAAUAAUAUUCAUCUCUAUAAUAUAGAAGAUAUAUUUAAAGCUUAAUUUAUAUUAGAAUUUGAGUCUUUCAAAUAUGGGAAUAAUUUACAUAAAGCAUCACCUAAAUAUUUGGCUUCAAUAAUAAAUGAGAAAUAAAUUAAAUUGUCAGAUAUGAUUAAUAGAAAAUUGAUCAGAUAAUAAUAUAUAAGUUACAAUAAUAUUACAAAUGCAAUUAUCUUUUUUAAUAAUUAGAAAAUAGCUUAUAAUUCGAAUUCUUUUAUUGAUGUGAAAACUUUUUCUAAUAAUUAAAAUGUAUUUAUUCAUCAAUUAUAAUCAGAGGAAACAAUAUUUGCAGUUUCAAAUAAUCAAAAAUAUUGUGUAUUUUCUGACUAAAAUUCAAUAUAUGUUUGUGAGUAAGAUUCAAAUAGUGAAGAAUUGUUAAUAUAAUCAUUUAACUAAUUAGAUGAAGAAAUUACUUUUUAUAAUUUAUCUUUUUCUUCAGAUACAAAAUUCUUAAUAGGAUGUGGAAGUAAUAAAAUAAUUUAUAUUUGGGAUUUUAAAGCAAGAAAAGUCAUAGCUAAAUUUCAAGGGCAUUCAGAUAACAUUAAUGUAGCCUAAAUAUCCUCAGAUAAUUCAACAUUAGCAUCUGGUAGUAAUGAUAAAUUAAUAAGAUUAUGGAAUUUAUAAGUAGAUUUUAAUAGGAUUACUUCAGAAGGACAUAAAGAAAUAAUAAAUCAUCUAUAAUUUUCAGCAGAUAGUUUAAUUUUAUAUUCUGCAAGCUAAGAUUAAACUUUUAAGACAUGGGAUAUGCAAAAAAAAAUGUUCCUAUCUUCUAAAGAAUUUGAUCGCAAUCCAUCAUCUUUCUCUAUUUCUUAAAAAAAUUAAGAAAAAAUUUUUAUAACAUAAGUUUAUGUUGUUUAACUAUGGUAAAUUUAAUAAUCUUAAACUAUGUAUAAGUCUAAUUUUGAAAUAUAUCCAAAUACAUGCUAUUCUGAAAAUUUUUUUCUAAAAGCAAAACUCAAAUAAAUUUAAUUUUUAUCAAAUGAAGAUAUAUUAAUAACUUUAUCAAUAAAUGAUUAUGAAGAAGAUGAAAGAAAAGAAUAAUUUUCAAUCGUUGAAAUAUGGGAUACAAAAUAAAAAUAACCAGAAAAAAAAUUUUAUUAAUAUGCUUAAAUUUAAAUAUAGCAAUACUAAAUAUCAGUUGAUGGUAAAUAUAUCUGUUCUUUAGACUAAUAAAAUGAAUUAACUCUAGGUCAUGAUUAAAAUAAUGGAAAAUAUCAAAAAGUUGAAUAAUUAAAAUAAUAUCAUGAAAAUAAGAUUAUAAAUUUUGCUUUUUCAAAUAAUUGUAAGAUAUUGUCUUCCUUUGAUAAAGAUUAUAUUAUUUUUAGAAAUUUAGAGGAUGAUUAAUUAAUAUGUAAAUUAUAAAUGGAUAUUGAACCAGAAUUAUUUUUCUAAUUUUUUACAAAUGAUGAUAAAUACUAUUGCAUGCAUUCAUAAAAUAAAAUCUUUUUAUGGAAUAUUGAUCAUUUGAUUAAAGAUUAUUAGAAAUUUGAAAUUUCUGAAAUAAAAUUAGAAUAAGAAAUUUUGUAUAUUUAAUGUUUCACUAUUUCUAAUAAUCUUAAGCAAUUAAUAAUUGGAAUUAAUAAUAAUUAAAAAAGAUUUACUUUAAGAGUGAUAGAUAUCAAAUAAGAUAAGUAACUACAAAACAUUGAUUAAAAUAGCUAAUUAAAUUAAUUAUAAUUUUCUGAUGAUGAUUUGCUUUUGGGAGUAGUUAAUGAACUUAAUGAAAUUAUAAUUUAUGAUACAGAAUAAUAUGUAUUAAAAAAUGUUUUAAAAUGUCAUCAAAAUUAGAUAAUCAUGAUAAAAUUCUUUUUCGAAGUAAAAACUGAAAUGGUUGAAAACAGUAAUUAAAAUUAAUAAAAUAACUAAGAGGAAAAACUUAUAAGAAAUGUAGGUAUUGCAUCAUUUGAUAAAAAUUAUACUCUUGUAAUAAAUAGUUUAGAAGAAUAAAUUAUUUAAAAAUAAUCAAUAUAGUUAUAAACUACAGAAAAAGGAGAAAUUUUAUAAAUAUUUAUGGGAAAUAGUUGGGAAAAACUUGGUUUGAUUACUUAGAAUGAUUAAAAUGAUUGUAUAUUGAGAAUUUUUACUUGGUAAUUCGAUUCAUAUUAAUAAAAGAAUAUUAAAUAUUGUACAAUUGUCUAUUAUGAUGAUGAUGAUCAUUAUUUACUUUAUGGUACUAUGAAUGCAAAAUUAAUUGCAAUAUAAUUGGAAGAUUAUGAGAGUUAUUCUAGAGAUGGUAAAGAAAUUUUCAAUAAUUUAAAAUCUGAAAAACCAUUUAAUUAUUUAGAAAUGAAUAAACAGAAUUCAGUACUUUAUGCAGGUAAUGAAGAAGAAAUUAUAUGUUUCCAAUUUUUUAUAGUUAACAAUUAAAUUCAAUUAAUAUAACUCAAAAUAAUAGAUAUCAAUAAUUUGAAAAUUUCAAAAAUUAUGUUAAGAAAAGAAUCAUAAAUUUAUUGUUUAGGAAAUAAUAAAAUUUAUAAUUUAAAUUUUUCAAAUUCAAUAGGAAAACUUAAAUCUUGUCUAACUCAUUAGGAUUAUUCAAAUUUUUUUUAUUUUGAUGAUGGUAAAAAUUUUUAAUUUUAAAAUUGCAGCUUUUCUUCUGAUUUUUAAUUAUGCGGAAGUUGUGUAUCUAAAUGGAAAAUUCAUCAAUUAUCUAAUUAGAUUAAAAAAUAAGAAUAUGAAUAAUUAUCUUUUAUAAUUCUUUGGAAUUUAAAAACUUUGAAAUACAGAGUGUUGAAUAAGCCUCCAACAAAAUCAUAUUUUGAGGAAAGUAUAAUUUAUCACAAAUUUAAUGAUGUAGUAGUGUUUUUUCCUAAGUAAAAGACAUUUAUUUCAACUGAAGUAGAUUAAAUGAUAUUUUGGGAUUUUUAAGAUUUUGAUUCUAAAGAUCUUGAUUUAAUUACACAAAUAACAACUUUAAAUCAUUUCAAGAGAAUUAUAAAUUUGAUGAUCUCAAAAGAUGAAAAAUGGUUAUCUUCUAUUUGUGAUAUUGGUAUUUUCAAUCUUUGGAAUAUCAGUAAUUUAUAGAAAAUAUAUUUAAAAAGUGUUUUUUCCUUUUAUUAAGAUAUAAAUGGAUUUAAAUUUACAAAUGAUACAUUUUGUUAUAGUUUGAUACCUCCAAUUCAGAAAUUUAAUAAUUAAAAUUAAAAUAAUGGUUGUUCUAAAAAAUAAAAUUUUAUUGUAGAAGAAAUUGAUCUAAAAAUAUGUUCAGAUAAAGCAACAUAUAUACCUUAUUCUUAAAAUAUAAAUUUUUCAAUUAUGUCUAAUUUUAGUGUUAUUGCAUUUAGUGGAAUAAAUUUAUAACUUUGGAAUUAUAAGACAAAUGAAAAAUUAAUUAUUUUAGACGAUAAUGAAAACCAAAGCUAUAAUUAAGUAGUUUUUGGAUAUAAUAAUAAUCUAUUAGCAGUUGUAGUAAAUUGUGAUAUUCUUUUAUUUAAUAUAUAAGUAGAUCCUUUAUAAGCUAGUGAAUUUAAAAAGUUAGAAGGCCAUGAAGAUAUUAUUGAAUGUAUUUAAAUAUUGCAUGAUGAUUCAAUCAUUAUAUCUAGUUCAAAAGAUAAUACUAUUAGAUUUUGGAGUCUGAUAUCGUUUAUAUAAAUAGCUUAAUUAGACGAUUUAAUUGAACCUAUUUCAAAAAUAGCCAUUUCUCCAAAUUGUAUUGAUAUGGCAAUUGCUAUGUCGGAUGGAUCUAUUAAACUCUAUAAACUUUAAUUUCCAAAAAAUAUCCAUUAUUAAAAUUCUAAUUAAAAUAAUAAUUAACAAAACUAUGUCUCAUGUUAUAAAAUCUUUGGAAGAUAUAAUCUAAUAUCUGCUAAGAAUUGCAUUCUAAAAAAUACAACCAUAGAAUAAGAUAAAAAGAAUUUGGAAACAUUAUUCAUCCAGAAAGCAGCUAUCAAAUUAAACAAUUGA